UAGCUCAGUGAAGAUUUGGUUUCGAUUUCCGGGUCUGGAAACUGUCGAGAGAAGUUUAUCUGGAGCUGGAGGUCUUACAAGAUAGCAACAGAAGAAGGUGAACUCCAUCCAGAGAAAAUGUCCAUUGAGUUUUAUGGAUGGCAAGUCAUCCAUGAGGAUAAUAGCCAUUUGAAAUCAGGACAGGAGCUUAAAAAUGGGAGAGGAUAUACCAUGUAUCACGGGACCCACAAAAACAAUGCUGCAAGUAUAAUAAAGUCAGGGUUUAUACCAUCCAAGGAUGGACUCUUAGGUGCAGGGGUUUAUGUUAGCAGAGAUGUGACCAAAGCAAAAGCAUAUCCAAAGCUAACAGCAGCAAGUGACAAAGUGGUCUUCAAGCUGAAGGUUAGAGUUGGAAAAGUGAAGAAAAUAGAUGUGGAUAAUCAUCCCCUUCAAAGAACCUGGCAUCAGCACGGUUACGACUCUGCCUGGGUCCCACCGAAAUGCAGGAUGUUUUCCAUUCCCAGUGGGAAAGAAGAAGACUGCAUCUGGGAUCCCAAACGAAUCACAGUGGUGGACAUCGCUUACGCAGAUGACCAGGUCAAGAAAGAUCUGAAGAAGCUGAUACAUAAAGAUGCAGCUGCAAAAACCAGGGAUCACUGUGAUGUCUGUGGUUUUCAAAGAGAUUCAUCCCAUGUAAUUCACAGGUGCUGGGGUUGUAAGAAAGUCAUCUGCUCUUUUAUGAGCAAACAUGUUUGUUACCAUGAAGGGCUCUUCUUCCCUGGCCUGAUGGCCAUCAGAACACUGCAUUUUUGCAUGUUUGAACAGACGGGAACCAGUGGCAUGAUGACAUUGCAGUUUUUUGGAUGGGAGACCGUUUAUGACAAUGAUCAUCAUCUGCAUUCAAAUCAGGAACCAGUGAAUGGCAGAGAAUACAUCAUGUACCAUGGUACUUCAGUCAGCAAUGCAAAGUCCAUCAUACAAUCAGGUUUCAAGCAAUCAAGCAAGGGCAUGCUCGGUCCAGGAGUCUAUGUCAGUAGAGACAGGGAGAAAGCCAGAAGAUAUCCCAUUAACACUCCAAAUGAUAGAGUUAUUUUAAUGUUGAAAGUACAGGUAGGAAAAGUCAAGAAAAUAGAUAAAGAAAAUCAUCCCAUGUCAACAACGUGGAAACAACAUGGAUAUGAUACAGCAUGGGUUCCUCCCAACUGUGGGAUGAGAAAUGUCCCCAGUGGAUUAGAGGAAGAUUGUGUUUGGGACCCACAAAGGAUCCAGGUGAUCGACGUAAUAAAUUCCCCUGAUCCUGUGACAACACAGCAGUUGAAAGACUUGCUUCAAGCAAACCUGAACAGCAAGCCUGUGCCUGGGCCAGAGUUGGUGGACCAUUGUCAGGCCUGUAAAAAUACAAUGGUACCUUCUCAUCAGUUACAGCUCUGCUGGGGGUGUGGACAGACCAUCUGCCCUUUCAUGGCAAAACACAUAUCUGGACAGGAACGAAACACCUUGGGCCACUGGCACUCGGAGACUGCUGGAGACCAGGCACCUGGUCAGCCCCAAGCUGGAGAGGAGCCUAUGGCUUCAGCAGUUCAGGACUCAGCUCAACUGAGAACCUAUACUGUGGAACCUUUAGAGAUUAAGGAUACAACUUAUGUUCCGGGCUCUUCUGAGAAACAGCUGGUUCAGUUCCCACUGAUUGUUGUAGAAGACUUGGGCUCAAGAUUCGAUGCAGACAUAGCCAUGUGGCUGGGCAGUGCCCAGAAUGGCAUCAAGGUCAAAAAUUACCACCAGCAGCUCUCCCACAUUCACAGGAAUGGCUGGGUUAUGACAAACAAUAUUGAAAAAAGGAAACUGAAACUGAAGCUAAUAAAACCCAGAUGUGCAUCUGUCGCUUUGCAGAACAACAGACUCAGGCAAGAGCAUCCGAUUACCAUGGCAUACGCUUAUGGAAAUAUGUGGGCUGAAGAAGAUGCACCUGGUUUCAUUGAAGCGUGUCUUAAAAGUUACGAAGCACCAAAGAGUGGCAAGAUCUAUGUGAUGUACCAUGGAACCUCUACCCAAAACGUAGACGCCAUUCGGAGGAAUGGUUUCCGCCAGUCUCCUACGGGUAUGCUGGGCCGUGGAGUCUAUGUCAGUCGGGACAUUCAGAAAGCCUGCAGAUAUCCACUGGAUGUUCCUGACUAUCAGAAGGUUGUGCUUAAGUUAAGAGUUAAUGUGGGAAAGGUCAAAAAGAUAGAUUAUCAAGGGCACCCAUUGCAGAAGACUUGGCAUGAUCAUGGCUAUGACACGGCCUGGUGUCCUCCAGACUGUGGCAUGGUACCAAGUGGUCUGGAGGAGGACUGUGUCUGGGAUCCCAGGAGAAUAAAGGUUGUUAAAAUAAUUCAUCAAUCAGCUCAGCCAAGCCCACUGUACUUCCCUGAUUCAACUUCCAAAUCAGAGCCAAAUAGAAUAAAUGUUGGGUUAAAUGGUCACCCGGUUUUCAUGGAGAUUGAUACCAGCACAGCUGUAUCAGUGGUUGCAGAACCUGUCUUUAACAAGAUUCACUGUAGACUCCAAACCUUACACGUGCGCAAGACCUUGGACAGACUGACAGCGUACGCCAGGGAAUUGUUACAGAUUAAGGAGGAUGCACCUCACUUCCUUAAACCAUGUCUUAAAAGUUACAACGCACCAAAGAAUGGCAAGAUCUAUGUGAUGUACCAUGGAACCCAUGCUGACAACGCAGAUGCCAUUCGGAGGAAUGGUUUCAAUCAAGCCUCUGAUGGUAUGCUGGGCCGUGGAGUCUAUGUCAGUCGGGACAUUCAGAAAGCCUGCAGAUAUCCACUGGAUGCUCCUGACUAUCAGAAGGUUGUGCUUAAGUUAAGAGUUAAUGUGGGAAAGGUCAAAAAGAUAGAUUAUCAAGGGCACCCAUUGCAGAAGACUUGGCAUGAUCAUGGCUAUGACACGGCCUGGUGUCCUCCAGACUGUGGCAUGGUACCAAGUGGUCUGGAGGAGGACUGUGUCUGGGAUCCCAGGAGAAUAAAGGUUGUUGAAAUAAUUCAUCAAUCAGCUCAGCCAAGCCCACUGUACUUCCCUGAUUGUUACUGAGUGGAAUGGAGAGCUCAACUCCUUAAAUGGGAUAACAAUGGUGGGGUUGGGAUGGGGAAGGAGGGAAGUGGAGGAUGUUCAGGAAAACUCUACCCUGAUAUCAUCCCUUGGGCUAGGGAGGGAAGGUUCAAACGAGUUGUCACUCUAGAAGGUGGCCUUUGGUGAAUAACCGGGGAUUUAGGUUGAUGCUCUAUAAUCAUAAAGCCUGCCAAGCACUCCUUAGAAUAAAGUUCUUGGAGGCUGUCCUCCUGGCAAUGUGUCAUACAUAUUCAGCACCAUCAGAGCAUUGUUCUCAUCCAUGUCCCAGUAACCUUCAGCGCCAGGAGUGGAGUCUCUGUAAAAACACAACGUGUUUACAUUCACACAGGAAACACGGCUAUUUUCCCAAUGCACCGAAGGGUCACCACCAGCUGUGAAACAGGCCUUUAAAGUUGGAACUGAGUCACUGGGGAGAAAAGACAGUUGAUGUCACGAAAUAUUUUACAGGAGGUUCAGAGGCACAAGAUGCAAUAUUUUUCUUGAAAUCCAAUGUGUAAAUGUGAUCACUUUGUAACAUUCUGUAUACACACUUUUGGUGAUUAGAAAAAGUAUU
This is a messenger RNA of Hemiscyllium ocellatum (epaulette shark), 3649 nucleotides long. It is a transcript of the gene gig2o, whose product is annotated as grass carp reovirus (GCRV)-induced gene 2o. The coding region runs from base 118 to 3057 and encodes 979 amino acids. NCBI's taxonomy places the organism in Eukaryota, Metazoa, Chordata, Chondrichthyes, Orectolobiformes, Hemiscylliidae. The transcript is spliced from 10 exons. The record is from RefSeq and is a predicted model, not a curated record. Gene Ontology annotation, molecular function: NAD+ poly-ADP-ribosyltransferase activity. Gene Ontology annotation, cellular component: cytoplasm.